AUUCAGUUAAAUAUGAUUAUAGAAUCGCUGAACGAAUAUUUAGAAACUGUAGCUGGAUAAUUUGAUGAUGAUAAAGUGGUAACUUACAAAUGGUUAAGUAAAGAACUGGAAGUUCAUGUUGAUAUGGCCAAGCAAAUUUUAUGGAAGUUCUGGCAACAAUACAAAGAAGAGAAAAGUUUUGAUUGUACUUUCUUAUUGAUGGGCAUUUUACACGAUGAUGGCAUGCGUGUUGAAGUUGUUAAAGAAAAGGAUUUGGCUACAGCCAAAGAGAAAUAUGCUAAAAUUCUAUCCGAACAUAUUUACAGCCUUCAAAAGGCACUUGCUAAAGUACAGUUACUGGAAAUGACAGAUGAUGGAGAUAUCAGAUAUAGUGCAAUUAAAUGUAUCGAAAGUAACGAACGCAGUAACGAGGAAAUGCAUAUAUUACGCUGGGGUGCAAAAUAUGAAGUACAGCCUGUUUCCGAAGAAAAAAUAAACUAUGUACCCGAACCGGUCAAAAUGAAAGAAGAAAUAAGCCCAGAGAAAAAAUCAAUGGAUAAAAAGAAAAAUGCUCAGAAGAAAGGCUUUAAUAGUCUUUUUGGGAAAGUUGCUAAUAAGCAGAAAACUAUUUCAACAUUGUCUGACACAAAGAAAGUAGAAACAGAUUCUACAAAGCAAACAUUGUCAAAGGAAGAUGUACCCAAACCACAGAAAAAGAAUGCACAAGGUGGGCUCAGUAGCUUUCUUCAACAAAAUAAAAUUGAAGAAAUUAAAAGUACAGCAUCUCCAGAAUCUAAAACAAAUACCAGUUGUGUAUUAAAAGAUAUUACAGAAAAAGAAAACUAUUUAGAAAAUAAGAAAGAACGAAAAAAUCAACACGGGAAGAAACGUAAUCGAAGUAAGGAUGUUAGUUCUGCUGCAAAAAGACGAAAACGCAUUACAAUCCAGAGUGAUUCCAGCGAUACGGAUGAUAAAGAAGAAAAUGUGGAACUGAUAUCUGAUGAAGAAAAAAAAGAAUCUUCACCUGAAACUAUUCCUUCUGUAAAAGUACCUUCUGAUACUCCACCGCAGGCCAAAGUUGAAAACGGAAAACGUAAAGUUUUGAAAACAGUAGAUCAAACGUUUGAAGAAGAUGGCUUUCUUGUAACAAAAAUGCAUGUUUAUGAAAGUUGUUCCGAGGAUGAAUCAGAAGUUUGUAGAAUCAAAGAAACUGUAGUACCUGAACCACGUCCAGAAAUAAAAGGGAAGAAAAAUAAUAAACAAACAACUCUAAUGAACUUUUUAAAAAAGUAUAACAUAUUUAUAAUUUAUACUGAGUAUGUACUUUUUUUUUUUUAAUUUAGAGAUGAUAUUGCGUAUAAAGUAUUAAUAAAAAUUACUAUUUUACAAGUAGUUUAUAUAAUGCUUAUAAUCAUCUCUGUAUAUUUUAUCUGUAAACUGAAAUUAUCUGAUUCCAAGUAUGAUGUAGGAUGAAAUAGAUACACAUUCACUUGCCAAGUUUAUCAGAUAUGUUAUCACUGAAACCGAACGCAUGUUACACCCUAAAUAUGAGUAAUAGUAAUCGUACUGUAACUGUUGCAAGUGGUUAAUGUGUAUUAAGUUAUAAUAUAAUGAGAACAUAAUGAAGAAUAUAAUGUUAUUCAUUUAUAUUUAAUUGGAUUUUAUAUUUAUGUAUAACACAACGUUCUGACGUGUGAAAAUAUGUUCAACAUGUUUGUGUUUAACUGCAAUAAACGAAGGGCCUAUUAUUGAUUGCCAUGGAAAAGAUUUGGAAAACAAUGAUAUGCUAAUUGUUGAUUUACUAACAUUAAAUGGAUAUCGAU
Molecule: messenger RNA, 1802 nt
Organism: Osmia bicornis bicornis
Lineage: Eukaryota; Metazoa; Arthropoda; Insecta; Hymenoptera; Megachilidae
Product: DNA polymerase delta subunit 3-like
Biological process (GO): DNA replication; DNA strand elongation involved in DNA replication; DNA synthesis involved in UV-damage excision repair
Cellular component (GO): nucleus; delta DNA polymerase complex
Molecular function (GO): DNA-directed DNA polymerase activity
Source: RefSeq, a predicted model, not a curated record